Molecule: messenger RNA, 8295 nt
Organism: Anastrepha ludens (Mexican fruit fly)
Lineage: Eukaryota; Metazoa; Arthropoda; Insecta; Diptera; Tephritidae
Product: mucin-2-like
Exons: 2
Coding region: 793-8295 (2500 amino acids)
Source: RefSeq, a predicted model, not a curated record
AGUGGAAUACAAAGUUUAUAUAUGUUAUAUUGAUUAAAUGUUUAAUAAAAACGAAGAGAAUACAUACAUAAAGAAUUUAUUCAAUUUCGCUCUGGAGCAGAAUGUAAUAAAUGUAAUUGGAGUCACUUGCCAAACGGAAACGAAUUAUAAAGAGUAACAAGUAAUUAAAAACUUAAAUGAAUAAACGUAUUCACAAUGUACCAAUACACUGCACUGGACGUGAAAGAGCUAUUACAUCCAAACUUAUUACUGAACAUAGCCGAGUUAAGAAAACUAAAAUCAACAGUAAUAACCAAGAAGAAUAAAAAAUUAAGAAGACGCACAACAACAAUCACUACCAAAAUAAAAUUUAGAGCAAAAUCUAAGAAUCUCAUUAACAGUGUUUGUCUCAUCUUCAAUUCAACUUCGACACAAUAUCUGUUAUCUUCUUUAAAACGUUUCAAAACUAAAGCGGAUUUAACUGGUAGCAAGCGUCAUACGAUAAUAAUAAGCAAACCAUUAUAACCUUGCAGUUUCUAUGCAAUAUUUAUUAAUAUAUAACAAAAUAAAAACACCAAUCAGUUUCCUACGGUGACUGGGACUGAAAAUUGGCGCGUUCGCAUAUAAAAAAUAUAACAAAGUAGUACGUACCUACAUAUAUGGUACAACUAUCUACAUGUAAAAUUAAGCAUAUAUGUAUGUAAAAUGUAUAUUUAGUAGACAACUAAUGGAUUAUACCUUUUAAUAAGUGCAUACAUUUAUACACAUGUAUUUGUUUAAAUAAUGUAAACGCCCUGCGAAAGGCUUAACAAAAUGACGUCUCAUUCACAAAUAAACUAUGAUUAUAACAAUGAAAACGAUGCCUUAUCCUGCAAUAGCCGACCAAUUAGUAGCACUUUACGUAGAGAAAAUAAAAAUAAUCAAUUUAAAAAUCACGUUGAUAUAUAUGACAGCUACGGCAAUACAAAUAUCUAUGGCACCACUAACGGAUCCACUGCACCCAUUAACGCAGUACUGCACCAGAAAUCUAACAAAACUGGCAGUGAAAUGAGCGCAGAUGGAAGUGAUGGUAACCGGGCGUAUAGAAAUACCUACAACUGCGGCAUCAAUGCCUUAAUAUUAACAGAAUCUGCAACAACAACCAUCAAAUCUUCAGAAUCUACCGCAGCUGGAAGCGAGUACAGCCAGCUGCAUGCCGGCAGUGGUUAUGCUCAUAAUGAUAAUGUUAAUUAUCAGUGUCACACGUAUAAUAGCUAUGCUACUGAUACUUAUAAGAACGUUGGCGGUAACAGCCGCGGUUACAGCUGUAAUGUUGAUCCCAUCUGCAGAACCAUGUACGUUAGUGCUUCAAUAGCUGGUAAUACAGGUGAAUUUAACGAAGGCAGUAGUGGUGGCAGCACCACGUAUACGGCCUGGGAGAAUACUAUGCGUAAUGGAGAACAUGUCAGUGACAGGCGAUAUUCAGCGUUAAGUAGUACAAAAAUGUUGCCACGCUUACCGACGAAGCCAAACAAAAGCAUGCUCGAUGGUAUGUACGAGUAUACGGGUGGACUGAAGGUGCAGCAGCAACGUAAUGAUGUUAAGCAAUCACUAGCAAUGUCAUCUGCGUUGCAGUCACAAACAGCAGUAGCGGCACGGACUCCGCAAUGUCGCAUGCACUCGCAAAUGCAAGUGUUAACACAAGGCUACGGUGCAUUGCGUUUGACUGAAUUGGCCGAACCUGCUACUUGUACGACUGAUAGCUCUCGAGGUGAUGUUGGCCUUGAUGAGCAACACUUAAAUGGAAUGUCAUCAUUGCGUUUACUGCCUCAGCUUCACAGUCACCAGUCACCACAUGUGAAUGUAUUGAAAAGACAGAUAUUUGAAGGUGGUAACGCUACGGCAAUAACAACCACACCGACAACAACAACUGAGCUCCAAGAUACCGAUUGCAACACAUACGACAAUACGACAAUAAAAAAAAACUAUUACGCUAAUUGUGACGGAAAUGGAAGUAAGCGUAGCGAACGAUGUGGCGAAAUGCUCUCCUAUUCCGCUGGAUUUGACAAUUCAAAAUCGGUUUACUAUGCGUCAACAGUGCAACGGCGACAUACAUCGAUGUCGCCACUUGAUUUGCGGGAAUUUGACGACUACAGUAAUUCAUAUAAUAACGCAUAUAGUAACACCGACAAUUUAUCGACUUGUAGUGACACGCCAGCAUAUACAGCAACACAAGCCCAAAAGCAGCAGUUGCAGCAACAGCGCAAAUAUGCGAUAUUGAUGGCAAUGACUACGGCAUCGGUGAUAGCGUCAGGUGAAACGCGUACACCAGUGAAGCGUAUUACCGAACGCACAGCGACAACUCUCACCGAUCGAACGACGCUACAUAAAAAGGUCCUGCCGCCAACCACAGCGGGUAAAGUGGCCGACGAGUAUCAUUAUAUUGGCAUGGAAACCGACUUGUGGGAGUGGAAGAAUGAAAGAAUAUGUAGUAAUAGAGCGCCUCCAAAAUCUUUAACAGCAAAUAUCGCGCACGAUAAAGAUCAGACCGAUAUUAUAGUCGAUAAAUUAACAAUCACAGAAGCGAGAUCAACGGCAAUAUCGGAGGUGGCCUCUGUUGCGAUGACAAGUAAUCUUACGCUGACGGAAGCCGCAACAACAUCACCAACUAGCGCAAUCACAACAAGUGAGGUUGUAUCACCAACGGCACUCGUCCAGCCGACUACUGCUAGAAAAUUGCCAAAGCGUCUACCAACGCCACAAUACAAUAGUGACAAAAACAACGGCAGAAGGAAAGCAAAUGGCGUAAGUAAGAAGCUUCCAAAAUUGCCAAUAGAAAUAAUUGUGUCGGGCGACAGCAGCAACACGACAGCUGAUAUGUCAAAUAAAAAAAUAGAGCAAGCAGUUACGCCUAUAAUAGCAACAACAAUAGGAACAAAAACUUCAAUAAAACCGUUAUCAACAUCAUCGGCUGUAUCAAGUACAUUGCCUUCAUUAGCUGCAAACACCCACUCGAAAUCAUUAACAUGCAUAACAUCAACAUAUGUAUCAUCAUAUUCACCUUCAUAUUUGUCAUAUUUAUCAGAUGCAACAACUACCAUAGCUAGUGCAGCAGUAAAAACACCAAAAAAAUAUAAUGAAUACCUUCCAUCAAGCAAGACUUAUACAUUGAUUUUAAAUGAGGAAGCAUUAGGUACUACGCCAACGACAACAAUAGUUACCGCAUCCGUACCAACGACAAUGGUAUCAAGCUUUGCAAAACCAUCUAAUCGUUUAAACGUUACUAGCUCUGACAAUGAUAUUACUUUAUCAGUUGUACUAACAACUGGUACAGUAACGGUGACUACAACGGAAACGUCGUACAGUCCAGGUUAUAGUAAAAACAGUAGUUACCUCACCACCUAUAACAACAACAAUAUAAGCGAUAGAACUUCUGUUGGAUACCACAUGAACAAUUCGAAUAAUAACAAUAUCCUUACAUCGCUAAGCAUCGCGGCACCCAUAAUUUCCUCAGAGAAAAAAACAUCAAUAACAACAAUAGCACCGACGUACUCAGAAUCAUUGAUUACAUCAGAACUUCCAUUUUAUUUGACCUCCUCAAAUAUCAGCAGCAGCACCAGUACUAGUAUAGUUGCGGAUUCGUAUGCAAAUAUUUCACAACCGACAUCUUUGCCCCCAUUGUACUCGCCUUCCAUAUCAAUGCCAUGGUAUACAUGUACAUUAUUGCCAGAUGUAUUACCGACAGUAUCAGUUAUUACAACGACUUCAAGGCCACAAGCAGAAGUAACAACAUCACCAAUGGCAUCAACAAUUGCUUUCAUAUCAUCCGAACAAAGUGGCAUUCUGACAAGCUCUAAAUUUAGUCAUAGUUGUAGUGAUAGUUGUGGUAACAUCAUGAGCAUUAGUAAUGCACAUAGACUUUCAUCGGCGAAAACAAAUACUUCUAGUAGCGUUAUUGGUAAUUGCAUGAGUACCAUUUUUGAUGAAUACCUUAAGCGGAAUGUCGACAGCUAUCAUAGUUUUAUAUCAUCAACGACGCCAACAGCGAUUGCAACGGUAGAAGGCACUGCAACUGUAAUUGCAACCGCGGCUGCAACUGCUACAAAUAGAACAACCACAACCAUCACAUCAUUAUUGUCAUUAGCGAGCCUCAUUCCUGCGACGAAUACUGUAGUAACAACUGCAUGUGCCUCAUUAGGGUCAUCAACUUUUACAUCAGAAAAAAAAUUAGCAUCGUCUACGAGUAUAGUAUUGUCAUCCACUGAAAGUUUAAGCCCCACAUGUGUCUUACUGAAAUCAGCCAAAACAACAGAAAUCAUGAAAGAAGCAGAAGACCAUGAGAGACCCUUAGCAAUAACAACAAGCAUAUCCACAUCAAAUUAUUUUGGAAAUGAUUCUUUUAGUUCAAUCACAGCCCCGACAACAAUAAGUAGCAGUAAUAGUAAAGGUAAUAAUAACAGUAAUAAUAGUAGUGGCCAAUUGCUCACAACAAGUAUUGAACCAGCAAAAAAAGUCUCAAUCUCAGCCACAACAUCAACUAAAACGGCUUUCACCACUACACCAACAUCAUAUUCGGAUUAUUUGACACAAUACCAAUUACCAGUAGCAACAGUUGCAACAAAACCAUUGUCAGGUAUUGCCUACGACGAUUAUAGCAUAAAUAAUAAUACUGAUAUUGACAAUGACAUCAAAAGAGAAUUGCCUGCAUAUAUAACCGAUUUUCUAAACUGUGAUAGAACAAAGUCGAAUAUAGGUGACACCGAAUAUGAUACAUCGUUAUUCAGUUAUAAUUAUAACAAUUUCAAUUUAUAUACGACAUCCACCACAGAUAUAACACCCAUAAACAUAAAGUCGACAACUGAAGACAGCUCAGCAGCAAGCACGCCCCCCACGCUGGUUACAGCAACAGAAAAAGUCCCAACGACUAUCAGCUCAACCGUUGGAGUUGAAAAAUUAAGCGACGCCUUGCCAGGAGCAACAGCAGGCUUUGCAAUCAAUAGUGAUGUAUUUUCCAUUCCCUACACCUUAGAGAGCACAAUAUUUGCUGGUGAUAAAAAAUGUGUUGAUAUGACUUCGACAACGUCCAUGGAACCAUCAGUAACAACACUGUCACUCGCCUCUGCAUUUGAUGACAAUUUUUACGAUAGUUACAACGUAGACUGGACUGAUCUGACUGUACCUGUUGCUGAGGAAAGUGUAGCAGCUACGUCGCCAGUUACAGCAGACAGUUCGUCUUAUCAACACAAUGAUAAUGCCGUGAUAACAUCAGCAUUGCUCAGUACUUCAAUCGAAACAGCAACAUCGGCUAUAUCAACAGUAGCAACACCAGGUAGCAUUGGUACCGGUGGUGGCCGUAUACAAGAUGGUUAUUUUCGCCCAACGUUGUCAAUAACAAAUACAGAUAUAUUUAUGAAAAAUUCAAUGACGACGAAAAUAACAUCAACAGCAACAGAAAUAGCGACAACAACGUCUGCUUCAUUUGGUGUUACCGGCAAAGCCACAAGUGUGUUUGAUGGCAUUUCCAAAGGCCUAAAAGGCGGUCUGGAUGGUGUGCUUAGCGGUGUUGUAGCCACAACCGAUAUUAAUGCCAAAAAACAAUCACAACAACCACCAAAGAAGAGUGGCUUUGGAUUCGGGAUUGCUUCAAAGUUUGUGCCGAGCGUCGGUGGUUUACUUGCCGGUGCUACGGCUGCGGUCCAACAGACUGGAGUUGCAAAGGCAGGAAAAAGCACAGAUACUGUAAACUUAGCAGCAACAUUAACGGUGGCAACAAAGUUUGUAGACACAGGGGGUAUAUUAUCUACUGCAAAAACUCCAACAGAAACCCCCCUUGCUAAAUUGUAUACUGGAAAUGAGGUACUCGAAGACUGUAGCAGUAGCAAAAAUAGUUAUGACUUCUCUACUGGCAGUGCUAAUUUGAAUAAAUUUAGUGAUCCUUCGUGUACGAAUAACACCGUUCAAUUAGAAACCACUUCGUACGAUGUGAGCGGUAAUGCCAUGUACGGUCAACAAUCUCACGAUAUGAUGCCGAAUACAAUGCACAUGAUGGGUGACAGCAGCGUCGGCAGUGGUGACGACACCAUCUACCUGCAGCAUCAGCAACCGCAGUUAUCCGCUAAAGAGGUGGCAAGUGAUAGAAUAGAAGUUCAAUUUAAGCACCACACAUAUGACGAUGGCUAUGAAGCUGGCGAUGUGGCGAACAAAAAUGCAGCCGUGGAUGAUGAGUAUGGCUACCCUGAGUAUAAUGAGUACGCGGCAAAGCUAGUAGCUGGUGAUGAUAUUUAUAAUGUCAUUUAUGCUGAGCAAAUAGCCAAUGAAAUACACAUUGUUGGGGCCGAUGGCAGUGUGGUAAGCACGACAGCUUUAUUUAACGAUAACACGAUGACAACAUAUUACCAUCCGCCACAACAAAUUAACAAUGAGCAUGGGCGUGAGCAGCAGCAAGGCACAAAAUUUCCGAGCUCUACAUCCUCAGCGAAGAAGGCCACAUCAUCACUGUUGCCGUCACUGACGAAUUUCGCUGCACAUAUACAGACCCAACCCCAACCUAAAAGUGGCUUUAGUAAUAAUGAAAUGGCCCAGUUGUCACCACCAACAACAGCUACGGCUGCUAAGCCUGCUGGUGGUGGUGGAGGUGCAGCCGGUGGCAUGUUUGGUUCGUUCCUGGGCAAAGCAGCUGCAGCGGUACAAUCGGCUACCCAAGUUGUCAAUCAAGCUACUACGGUCGUGCAACAAAAGGCGGCUACAUCUUCAAGAGUAAUAACAGUGACAACAUCUACAGGCAUAUUGCCAACGACAGCAACGGUCGUGGCUGCGGUCACAGAGGGUUAUACGCUCAUGCACAAUAACGAUUACAAUAUGCACCAGCUACGAGAACAACAAAAAUUGCUAUCGCACCAAAACUCAUUGUCAAGCCAAUACUCCAAUACCACAGCAAAUGGCGAUGAUUAUGAAAAUAGAAAUUUGUAUCAUUACAAUGAUAAUGCAGUUACUAUUGACACGGUAACAACAACUGCGGUAGAUACUGUAUCACAACAGUAUGCCAAUUACUAUUUAAAUGGUAAUCAAAGCCAACCGCAAGAACAUCAAAGUGGUAAAUUGUUGCCGGCGGUGCCACCAGCUGGAUCCACCGGUAAAAAGCUGCCCACCAUCAAUACCAGUAAGUCAGGCUUUUUGAUAAAACAGCAGCCAACCGAAAUCUACGACGACGAUCUAAUUGCUGACGAUAUGAACCAUGUCAAUGGGCACGCCCUAAUCGAUAUUAGUGAUAAACAUGAUGAAUUGCUCGAUGACGAUGAAAUCGUCAACGAGUUGAAUGAUAAUAAAUUGGAUAUUGUUGAUAACGGUGAAUUGGAUCGGUACAUCGUUGAUGAUCGUAUUGGCGACGAAACGAGUUAUAAACAGCAAAGCUUACGACAAAAACAGCCGAAUUAUGACAUCGAUAGUGAGGAGGCUAAUUACUACAUGGAUCCCCAGCUGCAAACGACACCGUCGGAUACGCAGCAAAAACUUUCGCAACAUCAUCAGCGACGAUUGAUUGCCAAUAGUUAUUAUGAACAUAACAAUGGUGGUUAUGAUUAUCGAGAGGAUUAUUUUAAUGAGGAAGAUGAGUAUAAAUAUUUGGAGAAGGAGCAAGAGCUGCUUUACAAGCAACAGAAAAAGCAAAAAUUACCGAAACAAAAACAACAGCAACACAGUUAUCAGCUUGAUGAUACUAGUGAUAUUUAUUUAGAGGAGAACUACCAAAGCGAAGACAGUGGCAAUUAUCUAGAUGAAAGCUCGAGCGGAAGUGUUGUUGGUGCGGCGGCAAAUGCUAAAACAAAUAAGCAAACACUUGGCCCUGCUAAACAGCAGGAUGUUGUAGAAAAUGCUACAGUAUCGAAUAGUUUACAUACAAUACAUUCCUCAACGGUUGUGAUUGCUGAUAACGCCAGUGGAGUCGGGGCUUCACACCCUCAUCAUAUAAAAAAGCAGGAUAGUAUAAUAAUGGAAGAGGAUGAAGAUGAUAUAAUGAUCACCGAAGUUGGUGUAAGCAAUAAUGCGAUAAGUAAGGUUCAACAGUCGUCGCUUGGUCGAACGCCGAGUCAAGAUUCAAUGAUCGCAAAUGAAGAUGAUAUAAUGUCUGAAUUGCCAUCCUUGUCCGUCACAGUCAAUAGAAACGUGCUCAUGCGUGGUGAAACCGAAGAGGUGGUGAGCGGACAUAUGCACAUGGUACGGAAACCGGAGGUCACAGCAAAACAGCGGUGGCAUUGGGCUUACAACAAAAUCAUAAUGCAAUUAAAUGUAAGUAAUAACAAAUAUUAUAAUAUACCCCUUCUGUUGACUUCAAACAUCUGA